UUCUCGUGCGAGAGCUUCAGUCGCUCUUGACUCUCCGACCAUCGAGAUAUCUCGAGACGAGACAGACAAAACAAGGAGGAAAUACGGUGCGGUGAUAGACAAAUAAUCGUUUAAUUGCGAAAGUGAAAAUCGUCAUGAGAUUGUUCAGGUGUUUGGUGCCAGUGGUGGUGUUGCUGCUGAUUAAAGACGCCUCCGCGAGACCCGGGUUAGGCGAUUUACUCCACGGUACUAGCGUCGGCAGUUUAAUAGACCCGUUGGGAGUCUUCAAACCCAAAGGUGGCAGUAAUGCUCAGGCUAACAGCAAUGCUCAGGCAGUAUCAGGAAACGUGAAUUUCGGACCUAUUGGGAUCGGCGGUGGAUUUUCCUCAGCCACGUCAUCGGCAUCGGCGAACGGCGGCGCCGGUGGCGGUUUAGCUUCAGCUUCAGCCAAAGCGGAUGCUCAAGCCAACGGAUACGGUGGCGCGAAUGCGAACGCGAACGCGAACGCGCAAGCGUCUUCCAACGCAAAUUUACAAGGUUCUUUGGGAACCCCCGGGGGGUAUUAUGUCGGAAACAACAAUUAUCCCGGUGUUUCUCAACCUAAUCAACCAAAUUACGGAAGUUACGGUGGCUCUCAGUCCAGUGCUAAUGCUAAUGCGAAUGCCAAUGCCAUUGGCAAUGGCGGAGUGCGGCCGGUUGGUCCCAAUUAUUACCCUUCUGGAUCUCACGGCGGCAACGCUAACGCUAAUGCUAAUGCGAACGCGGGUGCAAACGGAGGCGUGAAUGCAAUUCCUAACAAGUAUCCCGCCGGAAUAGGAGGAAUAGAUAGAAUAGAAGUCAUUCCUGUAAAUACGUUGCCGCUCUCUCGACCAACCUCGCCUGUGGUUCAUCCACACCCUUAUCAGCCUGGACACAAUAAAGGGGAUGUGAUACCGAUUAUCGUUGUUGAGGAAUCUCCGCGAUAUCCGCCGUACCAGCGUCCGGGUCCUUCCUCUCAUUACCAGCGUCAUCAACCACAUUACGGCAAUAAACCGAAGCAACAACCUAUCGAGAUCAUCAUCAUCGAGGAGACAGAAAAGCCAGCUAAUGGCUACGGAAAUGGUGUUCAAGGAAUCCGCGGAUAUGGAGGCAAUCCGUUUUUACCUCAAGAGGUUCUUACGAGCAAUGCGGGAUCAAACGCUAAUGCAAAUGCAAAUGCUAAUGCUAAUGCUCAGGCAGGUGCCAGCGGAAAUAGCGGAGGUAUUUUGGCAGGACAUGGUGGACAUCAACAAGGUGGUUAUCAACAAGGCGGGCAUCAACAAGGUGCAUAUCAACAAGGUGGAUAUCAACAAGGUAGUCAUCAACAAGGUGGAUAUCAACAAGGUGGAUAUCAACAAGGUGGUCAUCAACAAGGGGGAUAUCAACAAGGUGGUUAUCAACAAGGUAGCGGUUACCCAGCGGGACCAGUAGAAGGCCCUCCGAUCGGCGCCAACAAUCCCUUUCUGAAUCCCGGUGCAACUUCUGGUGGAAGUGCUGGUGCCAGUGCCAAUGCCAAUGCUAACGCAAAUGCUGGUGCUGGUAGCAUAGGAGAAAAACCAAUAGGCGUGAAUAAUCCGUUCCUUAAUACCGGCGGCAUAUCUCAUAAUGUUGGAGGAGGAGCAAACUAUCAACCAGGAACUUUACCAAAACCCAUUCCUACCACUUAUCCGGGUCAAUCAUCCGGAGUAGGAUUUCCGCAUGGAUCGGCGGGAGCGAAUGCUGGCGCUAAUGCUAAUGCUAACGCCGGCGCUGGAGCCGGCGGUGUUGGAGGAGGAUACGGACCGAUCAAGGAAAGUCCGAUUGAUUCUGGUGGACACUUGGUCGGUGGAUCUUUGGGAGGUGGUUAUGAAGGUCACGGAUCCGGUCCGAGUUUCGGUGGAUUCGGAGGACAAGCCGGUGGUGCAUCUAAUGCUAACUCUAAUGCUAAUGCUAAUGCCGGUAGUGCCUUUGAAGAAUCUGGCGGAUCCGUUCUCGGAGGAUCUGGAGGUCACGGGGGCAUACCGCAUAGCGUUGGGGGAGGAGCAAACUAUCAACCAGGAAGUCAACCCAAACCUAUUCCUAAUACUUAUCCGGGUCAAUCAUCCGGAGUAGGAUUUCCGCAUGGAUCGGCAGGAGCGAAUGUAAACGCCGGCGGAGGAUAUAAUGGAGGCUCUCUCGGUGGUCAAAAUGGCGGUGGAUUUGGAAUCGGUGGUGGAAACGUUCACGGCGGAAUUGGAGGUUCUUCCGGUGCCAAUGCUAAUUCCAAUGCUAAUGCCAAUGCCGGAGCUGGCGGUCAUGGAACUAUUCUCGGAGGAUCUGGUCUUGGUGGUCAAGGUGGUAGUGGAUGUAGCCAAUGUGGCUCUUCCGGGCUAAAUCUUGGUGGAUAUGGCGGAGGUUCUUCUGGCGCUAAUGCUAAUAGCAAUGCCAAUGCCGCUGCUGGCGGUUCCGGCGGUAGUGUUCAUGGUGGAUAUGGAGACGGCGUUAAAGGAACAGGACAUGGUGGUCAAGGCGGAGUCGGCGGAUCAAUUGGAGGAGGCUCAAACGCAAACGCACAAGCGUCCUCCAACGCGAUCGCGUCCGGCGGUGGAUCGGCAUCAGCGGACAGCAAAUCGUCGGCCUUCACUGACGGAACAGGAUCCGCGAAAGCCAACGCGGCCAGCAAUGCGUCCUCAGGAACGUACGGUGAAUUAGGGUCGAAAACCUCGGCGUCGAGCCAAGCGUCGGCAUCUGCUGACACCAGGGAUAUGCUGAUUUUCAAUUAAACAUUGUGAUACAACGAAGUGGACGACCGACGAGAAGACACUCGACGAGGAGUCCUCUUGGCCAUAAAAGCUACAUAAUACUCCGAUUUAUAUCCUGAUGUUCUACGAAUGUAACGAAUGCGAAUAUGGUAUUGCCCAAUAUUUAAAAAAUUAGCAGUAUUUAUAUUAUAAAACUGCCUAUCGAUAAGAGAGAGUGUAUUUAAGUUUUUAUAAUCACUAGUUAUAAAUUUUUAGUAAUCUUGAUUGUAAAUUAAAACCUUUUUUGGAAUAAUUCAAUUUUGAAAUGGAUAAACUGUGAGUAUUUUAUUAGAAAACAUAGAAGGGCAAAUAUUUAUUUGUAUUCGUAUUGCGAAUGGCGUUGGAGGUAGAUCAAACAUUAUUUACUCAUUUCUCUUCGACGAAAUGAGUAACUAAACUCGUAUUUAAAAUUAAAAUUAAUUAGAUAUUAAAAUUUAAGAUUUUGUAACUAAACACACGGCUACAGACGAAGCCCAUCUUUAAUUGGGAUAAUGACGUAUCUGCUUCAGACUAAAAUACAUUUAUACUCAUCCCAGACGUUUUGUGCAAUCGGAAUAAUUUUAAUACACAUAGUAUGAUAUAUUUAGACAUCUAAAAGAUCUUUAAGUUAAUACUCUCUUUAUAUUUAUAAGUACUUAAAUUAUAUUUAUAAGCUGCGUGUAGAUCCUUUAAACUGGAUCUGUGAUUUACAUGAAACGUGCCAAUGAAAUUUAUGAUAAUAAACAUAUUAUUAAAGUUUUUAUUGUAAACGUGAUUAAUCAAAUUUAUAAAUCCUCAAAUCAAGGAUCAAAAUAAUUCUAUGCGUUUUAUUCGCUUAUCUCUCAUUUUCGUAUUAUGCACAUUUUCUUGCUUCAUAUAACAUCGAUUCGGACGAAGACGUGUUAACUACCGCUUCAGAUCCCGAGGGGAAAUGCGAUCUCAGUUGUGCAACUCGUAAGGGUAAUACUCACCGAUCAAGUCGAGCGUGCUUACACUCUCGUGUAUUUUUACGAAAUCGGAGAAUAGCAGUAUUUGGAAUUGGCACCGGCAACAUCUCCUCUCUUUGUCUUUAUUCUCACGAUGGCAAGCGUCUCUGGAGUGUCGGAAACAACGGGGAUAGAAACCCGUCGGACUUGUUCUGCAAGAAUAUGAACGAGGAAAACGGAAGAGAGGAAAGAUGCAGAAAGAGAAAGACUGAGAAAAAGACAGUAAAAAAGCGACAGUGAGGGGGAUAAAGAGAGAGAAAGAAGAGAAAAAGAGACAAAGAAAAGGAAUUAAAGAAAAAAAAUGCUAAAGCAAAUCUAUUGUAAUGUAUAUGAUGUUUAUCCGAAUUCGCAAAUUCUUACGCGAUUGUCGUAAUUAAUACGUAAUUAUUGAUAAUCAUUUAUUAUACGCUGCACGUGUUAUUUGCUCAACGGUUUCCAAGAAUGAUCGUUUAUUAUCAUGCGUCAUUGCAUUAUAUACAUAUAUAUAUAUAUAAAAUACACAUAUUUAUCCAUUUAAUGAAUUUGACUGUCCUUCCAGUCUCUUAUGCAUUCUUAUGUAAUAUACUGCGUGAUUUGUGUGAACAUGUAAGAAUUUAAUAAAAUUUGCGAUUUUUUUUAUA
Monomorium pharaonis (pharaoh ant) is the source of this 4341-nucleotide messenger RNA. RefSeq names its product glycine-rich cell wall structural protein 1.8. Lineage: Eukaryota; Metazoa; Arthropoda; Insecta; Hymenoptera; Formicidae. The record is from RefSeq and is a predicted model, not a curated record. The transcript is spliced from 5 exons. Bases 135 to 2738 code for a protein of 867 amino acids.